Molecule: messenger RNA, 1767 nt
Organism: Naegleria lovaniensis
Lineage: Eukaryota; Heterolobosea; Eutetramitea; Acrasida; Naegleriidae
Exons: 1
Coding region: 1-1767 (588 amino acids)
Biological process (GO): proteolysis
Molecular function (GO): zinc ion binding; metallocarboxypeptidase activity
Source: RefSeq, a predicted model, not a curated record
AUGCGAAUAUCUUCGAAUCCAACCCAACCCCACUUUGAAACGUCGGACCUUCCAGUGAUGAUUCAAGGCUUGGACCUCACCGCUCUCAAAUCCGUGUUAUAUGAUCAUUCCUCAAUGACCUAUCCAGUAUCAAUCAAACCAUUAAAUGCCCAGUAUUCAGAAUUUAGAAUUGAGGAAUUAGAAUCACCACUUGAUACAUCCCCAAAAAACGAAAAGAUUCGCAGUCAAAUGGGAGAAUUUGAGCCAACAUUUAUUGUCUAUUUGCACAAUGAAAAACAAGUAGAUUUAUUGGUGAAAAAAAUUGAAACCAUUCACCUUGUACGAAACAUUGAAUCAACCAGUGUUUCAUCAAAUAAGGACAAUCAAAAAUUGCAGGUUACAACAACAGCAGCAAAACAAAUUUACCUUAAACGACUAUACAGGGAGCAACCUACAGUUUUACUAAAACGAAGCUCAAAUUCGUUGCUUACCUAUCAUAGUUAUGACUCUCUGACUGCAAAAUUAACUGAUCUACAUCAACGAUAUGCGAACAUGACAAGCCUCUUCUCCAUUGGAAAGUCCGUUGCUCAACGAGAGCUAUGGGUUUUAAAAUUGUUCUCAAACACAACCAUAGGAGCACCUGAUCAAUCAUCAAAAUUAGGAUAUCAAAAGCCAAAAUUUAAAUACGUGGCGAACAUGCAUGGUGAUGAAACAGUUGGAAGAGAAUUGGUAUUGUAUUUGGCUGAGUUUUUAUUGAGCAAGUAUCAACAAGGAGAUUCACGAAUUCGUAAAUUAUUGGAUUUCAUGGAUAUUUAUCUCAUGCCUUCAAUGAAUCCUGAUGGCUUUGAAAUGGAUGAUCGUUAUAAUGCCAAUGGAGUUGAUUUAAAUCGAGAUUUCCCAGACCAAUACGUGGCAAGUUCAUUCUCUAAAACAUAUCAGCCAGAAACAAAGGCUGUUAUGGAUUGGCUUGCAAAAGACAAGUUUGUUCUUUCAGUGAAUUUUCAUGGAGGUGCUGUGGUUGCAAGUUAUCCUUUUGAUUCCGUAUCUCCAACUGUUUCAAACGCUGAAUAUGCUUAUUACAGUGCAAGCCCAGAUGACACCUUUUUCCGAAUGGUUGCUAAAGCUUAUGCAGACGCUAAUCCCGAUAUGAAAAAUAGUCGUGAAUUUACAGGAGGAAUUACGAAUGGAGCUUAUUGGUAUGUCUUGUUUGGAGGAAUGCAAGAUUACAAUUAUUGGAGCAAUAAUUGUUUUGAAAUUACAGUAGAGUUGAGUGACUUAAAGCAUCCACCAGAAUCUCAACUUGAUGGAUUUUGGAACGCCAAUAAGGAAUCUCUAAUUGUGUACAUGGAACAAAUGAAAUAUAUGGUAAUGGGAGUGGUGACUGAUUCGAAAGGAAAUCCAGUGCCAAAUGCAACUGUUAAAGUGAUUGGAAAUUCGAAAACAAUUACCACCAACUCAGCAGGUGUCUUCUUUAGGUUGCUAACACCAGGAAAUUAUACUCUCAUGGUUUCACAGAAUGGAGCGAGUGUGAACAAAAGUAUUGAAGUUCCAACAAAUGUGGAGUUUGGAAAUCCACCUACAGCAUAUUUCAGUAUUCCUUCAAGUGCUUCAAAUUCUAGUCCUUCAAACCCUUUCGCCUCAAUAGUCACCAAAGCAUCCUCCUUUCAUCAACCUCGUGUUACGUCGUUUGUUGCUAGCUUGUUUAUGACUUCAUUAAGCAACAUUUGGCUGAUAAUAAUGCUGUCAGUAAUUUCUGCCAUUUAUGUCUCUGGUAACAUGAUGUCAUGA